Rhagoletis zephyria (snowberry fruit fly) is the source of this 978-nucleotide messenger RNA. The record is from RefSeq and is a predicted model, not a curated record. NCBI's taxonomy places the organism in Eukaryota, Metazoa, Arthropoda, Insecta, Diptera, Tephritidae.
AUGUCUUCUUCAACUGCCAAGGUUGUCCCUGAAGCUCUUUCAGGGAAGUUUAAAGGAACAUUCGCCUACAAAACAUUGACUGACCGUCUGCCAGUAAUCAUCACCAAAGCAAUUGAUCUGCUGUGUAGACAGCGAAAGCAAAUUCCAGCUUUAUUGUCUCUCAAUGAGAAAGACUACAAUGAGGCAGAAGAGGAGACUAAGAGUCUCAUUGAGGAGUUGGCUCGACUGAAGUAUGAGCUGCAAACAGACAAGACGAUCAAAGCCCUAGACUCUGACUACUCGGACACCAAGGAAUGGAACGAAAUUUUGAAGCGGGAAGAAAACAGCCAUCCCAAUGAAGAAACGAAUGAGGGAGAUCUUUUUACUUUCGAAANAACAGACAAGACGAUCAAAGCCCUAGAAUCUGACUACUCGGACACCAAGGAAUGGAACGAAAUUUUGAAGCGGGAAGAAAACAAACGAUGCUCCGUUUACUUUCACGUCAAGAAGAUGCCCUGGUUUGUGUCUGAUACCAUGACUAAAGAUUUUCACUGGCUUUUGGAUACAAUGGAAAAGGAGGACACAUUUUCCAACGCUCUGAAGACGAUUAGUAAGAGCUUUAAACAAAAUUUAGCAAGUGGCGCUUGGAUAAUUAAGGAACAUGACUUCUGGACUCUGCCGCACAGUUACGAUCAAAUGCCCACUGUGGCCGCAGACAUGUAUGGCCACUUGUGCAAGUCAGACUUCGUCCUCUUCAAAGGCGAUCUCAACUACCGAAAGCUGGUCGGCGACCUGAACUGGCCGUUCACCACUUCGUUCAAGGACUCACUCCGUCAAUUUCAACCAACGACGGCAGUCUGCUCACUUCGAACUAUCAAGGCGGACGUCGUGGUGGGCAUUAAGGACGAGGCCACACUGGCUCUAGUGCAAUCACUCCCAAAGACGUGGAUGGAGACGGGCGAGUACGCCGUUGUGCAUUUUCUCAGCAACAUAUCCUAG